Molecule: messenger RNA, 336 nt
Organism: Lasiosphaeria miniovina
Lineage: Eukaryota; Fungi; Ascomycota; Sordariomycetes; Sordariales; Lasiosphaeriaceae
Exons: 3
Coding region: 1-336 (111 amino acids)
Source: RefSeq, a predicted model, not a curated record
AUGACAGUGUGGAAGUCUACCAAAUGCCGACUGGGCCCGACCGCCGCUUACCGGACCUUGAUGGACCGCCGGUAUAGGCCCUUGCUGUCAUUUGGUUUGAAGGUCCUGCUCGGGGUUAGAUGGCACGGCGCAGCUCUGGGUCACUCGGCCGGUGCCCGCAUCUCGCUUCGCUACGGCAGACCCAGAAUUCGGCUUUCACUACCCCUCUUCGUCCUAUUACUUGGUUUCUUAUCGCCGGACAAGCGUCAGGUCUCGCAACAGCCGCCCCGCUACUGCGGCCCUGAAAUUCAGAAUCAAGAUGACGACGACGACGACGAUAACAGCAACAAGAACUAA